Molecule: messenger RNA, 1804 nt
Organism: Varroa destructor (honeybee mite)
Lineage: Eukaryota; Metazoa; Arthropoda; Arachnida; Mesostigmata; Varroidae
Product: ankyrin repeat domain-containing protein 49-like
Molecular function (GO): protein binding
Source: RefSeq, a predicted model, not a curated record
GAAAACAAAAGGGUCAUACGUUAGCUGAUCGUAGAAAGUGAACAUUUCUGACAUUUUGGAUAAACAUUUUUACUGUGCAGAAAAAAAAAUUCAAAGCAGUUGAGUCUGUCAGUUUUAGAUAAGUGUAUUUUUUCACACGACCUGGUUGACCUACCGUAUGGUUGCAUUGUCGAUUAUUUUUUUGAUUCUGUAGAAGACAAAAACGCUUUUUGCGGAAACGGCCGGUGUUUUCAGGGAAUGUACUAAGGCGUACAGGCAUUUUCGCGCGGCGUCAUGAUCCAAGUCCGCGACGACUCGGAUGAUGGCUCAGAUUUUGAAACCGCUCCACCAGCGGAAUACAAGGGAAAUGUGUUUGACCAGGCGCUCACAGCAGCUGAAUUCAAUGACACGGAACACCUGAAAAAAUUAAUAGCGCAGGAGCCAGCUGUCGUGUGCGCCCGAGAUUCAGACCGGUACACCCCCCUUCAUCGCGCCAGCUAUAGUGGGCAUCUAGAAAGUGUUAAAUUGCUCUUAGAUAACGGUGCUGACCACAAGGCGUGUACUCUUGAGGGAUGGCAACCGCUACACUGUGCCGCUAGAUGGGGUAACUACGAGAUUGCCCACGCUCUUAUUGCUGCCGGAGCCGAUAUCAACGCAACUUCGAAUGGAGGCAUGACCCCGUUGCAUCUCGCUGCAAAUGAAAAGAACGGUCGUAAGACAGUAGAGCUUCUGCUAUGGCAGAGUUCGAUAGACGCGCAAAAGGCAAACCGCGCUGGCGACCUGCCAAAAUUUCUCGCCAGGAGAAAGGGAAACUUUAGUGAGCUAUUUGAAAUGGUCGAACCAUCAGUCAGUUCUUUACACUUGGAAGUGGUUAAACGAUGUGAUAAUAGAGAGUAGCCUUUUGGAUUAUGCAAUUAAAUAUAAUUUCAAAUCUGUAUUAUAAUGAGAAGAAAUCUGUAUAAUAUGUACCAGUAGUACAAUCGCACAACUUUAAUAAACCGUAUAUUUGUACAAAAUGUAUCCUUAAUCAUAUGAAUGAUAGAGCUGUGUAUUCUAAACUCCUAAUUUAAAAUUUGCUAUGCAUAGUUUACAACUGUAUCUAUUCUAAACAGCGUCAAAGAACAUAUUUUUCCUUGAGCUUGUUUUUUUUCAAGAUUUGAUCUUUUUCACGUUCACAUUUUAGAUGGUUUGUCUUUUCCAUCGGAGACUUUUUAGCUGCCUAUUACUGGUAAACUUCUACAUGAGACUGCUUAAAGUGGAUUCCUACUUAUAAAUAAACUACCCAAAUAUUAUCAGACCGGAUGGCAAGAGAUUUUUCCCUUGUGUAGUCCGUCGAAAGCUGGGCACUUAAAAAUCCUCAUAACUCUUAGCCAUAUCUAAAAUGAAAUAGAACUUCAUAUAUGUCUAGCAAGGAGCUGUUGCUUUUGGUGUAUCUUUCCAUCUUAAAGUAUGCAAUUACUAUUUGAACACAGUGAACAGACGUGCGUUAAGUUACUAUUAUUCAAAUCCACGAAUUACAUGUGAAGUCCAUGUGCUACUAUCCGGAAAUCCAAGGUUCGAUCCCAGCUGAAGCUUAAUUGGGCUCAAACCCUUAAUUCUCAUUUCGACUGUAAGACCCAAGUUCAUAAUUUCGGUUCAUGUACAAUUACGUUUCAUUAAUAUGGAUAUCAUUCUUCUCCACGCGUAAUAUACGCAAAAUCGCUUUUUUUGUCAAGGUAUUUACUUGCUCAUCGUGGGGCAUCGGCAACGAGAAGUUACAUCCCUUUCAAAUAAGAACGGCUUUAUGUAGUUGAGAUCAAAUAACUUCAGUUGCGUCAUGUUUUUU